AUGAUUUUUUUUGUUUUUCAGCUUGCAAUAAUCAAGCAAGAUGCUAUGCUGGUUCGUAAUGCAGUCAUCUUGUUGGAAAACGAAAAGGAAAGUUUGCGUAAGGCUAUUCGCAAGUUGAAGCUUGAAAAUGGCCGUAUGAAGCUUAAAAUUAAAACUUUAAAUGAAAAAGUUGGCAAAUUGACAAAUGAAAAGCUUGUUGAUGUUGACGAUGGGCGAGCUCCAGAAUCUGAAUAUGACUAUGACGAUCUUAAUCGAGACUUUUAUUUGAUUGGAGGAAUACAUGGUUUCUUUUUAAAAAUUUUUUUAGGUUUAAGGGAGGGGAAUCAGGCUGGGUUUAGGAAUUAG
Messenger RNA from Meloidogyne enterolobii, 345 nucleotides. The record is from the annotation of a GenBank genome assembly. NCBI's taxonomy places the organism in Eukaryota, Metazoa, Nematoda, Chromadorea, Rhabditida, Meloidogynidae.